This is a messenger RNA of Acomys russatus (golden spiny mouse), 5186 nucleotides long. It is a transcript of the gene Lmtk2, whose product is annotated as lemur tyrosine kinase 2. The transcript has 14 exons. The record is from RefSeq and is a predicted model, not a curated record. Lineage: Eukaryota; Metazoa; Chordata; Mammalia; Rodentia; Muridae. The coding region runs from base 191 to 4669 and encodes 1492 amino acids. Gene Ontology annotation, molecular function: ATP binding; protein kinase activity. Gene Ontology annotation, biological process: protein phosphorylation.
GAAAGGAGGAUGCUGGUUCUGCGGCUAGAGCGGCGGAUGCAGACCAGGAACGAGGUCGCCGUUUGGCCGAAGAGACGCGUGUUCCGAAGCAGCCGGCGCCGGUGUCGCUGAGGCAGCGCGGCGGGCUGACUGACCGACUGACGGCGGCGACCCGAGAGCCCGGCCCCGAGGGGACCGCGCGGUGGACGAGAUGCCGGGACCACCGGCAUCACCGCCGCCGCCGGUGCUGCUGCUGCUGCUGCUGCUGACCGUCGGCAGUGCGCGGGCCGCGCCACUUCCGCAAACAGGUGCAGGGGAAGCACCUGUUGCAGAAGUUCCCUCCUUGUUUGUGAUCCUAUCGGUGUUCAGUUUAAUGAUACUGAUAGUGUUAAUUGCAAACUGUGUUUCCUGCUGUAAGGAUCCAGAAAUAGACUUUAAGGAAUUUGAAGAUAAUUUUGAUGAUGAGAUAGACUUCACACCACCAGCAGAAGACACCCCCUCUGUGCAGUCCCCAGCCGAGGUCUUCACACUCUCAGUGCCAAAUAUUUCACUUCCAGCUCCAUCCCAGUUCCAGCCUUCUGUGGAAGGUUUGAAGUCUCAAGUUGCCCGUCACAGUCUAAACUAUAUACAGGAAAUUGGAAGUGGCUGGUUUGGAAAGGUCCUUCUGGGAGAGACUUACACAGGCACCAGCGUAGCAAGAGUCAUAGUGAAGGAGUUAAAAGUGAGUGCAAGUCCGAAGGAACAAGACACUUUCCUGAAAAAUGGAGAGCCUUACUACAUACUUCAGCAUCCGAAUGUUCUUCAGUGUGUCGGGCAGUGCGUGGAAGCCAUUCCCUACCUUCUGGUGUUCGAGUUCUGCGACCUGGGCGACCUGAAGGCUUAUCUGCGCAAUGAGCAAGAGCAUGUGCGGGGCGAUUCACAGACCAUGCUGCUGCAGAGGAUGGCGUGCGAGAUCGCCGCAGGCUUGGCAGCCAUGCACAAGCUGCACUUCCUGCACAGUGAUCUGGCCCUACGGAAUUGUUUUCUUACCUCCGACUUAAAUGUCAAAGUGGGCGACUAUGGGAUAGGAUUCAGCAGAUACAAGGAGGAUUACAUUGAGACAGACGACAAAAAAAUUUUCCCCCUGAGAUGGACAGCUCCAGAAUUAGUGACCAGCUUUCAAGAUAGACUCCUGACUGCAGAUCAGACUAAAUACAGUAAUAUCUGGUCCUUGGGUGUGACGCUUUGGGAACUCUUCAGUAAUGCUGCUCAGCCUUAUGCAACCCUUUCGGACCUGGAUGUCCUCAAUCAUGUCAUCAGAGAGAGGGACACGAAGCUCCCGACGCCCCAGCUGGAGCAGCCUCACUCUGAUAGAUGGUAUGAAGUGUUACAGUUCUGCUGGCUGUCUCCUGACAAGAGGCCAGCCGCAGAAGAUGUGCACCGCCUGCUCACUUACCUGCGGAUGCAGAGUCAGCGGGACUCAGAGGUGGACUUUGAACAGCAGUGGACCGCGCUCAAGCCAAACACCAACAGCAGGGACACAUCAAGUAGCGCUGCCUUCCCCAUCCUUGACCACUUUGCCCGGGACCGGCUAGGUCGGGAGAUGGAGGAGGUCCUCACAGUGACUGAGACCAGCCAGGGGCUGAGCUUCGAGUAUGUGUGGGAGGCCGCCAAGCAUGACCAUUUUGAUGAGCAAGGCCGGGGCCACCCAGACGAAGCCUUGUCUUACUCCAGUAUGUUCUUCCCUGUUGAAGUGUUUGAGAGUUCUCUUUCAGAUCCUGGCCCUGGCAAACAAGAUGACAGUGGCCAGGAGGUGCCCCUGAGGGCCCCUGGUGUGGUUCCGGUGUUUGAUGCACACAACCUCUCUGUUGGCAGUGACUAUUACAUCCAGUUGGAAGAGAAAAGCAGUAGCAACAUAGGGUUGGAUUAUCCACCUGCACUGCUCACGACUGAAGUGGACAAUCCAGAAAGGGUUGGCACUGAAGCACCCCAUCUUACAGCCCUUAAAACCCUCGUGUCUGAGGAGCCCAGUACAGAUGAGGAUUUCUUCCAGAGCAGUGCUCACCCCAAAGAACCCAGCUCUGCUGAGGACUCGCGUGCUGCCAGCAUCCCCGGGAGCCCUUUCAACAUAUUCAGUGACCUCGACAAAACAGGUGAUCUGGCCGGUCACCAAAAAAUGUUUGAUCUAAUGGAACUAAAUGGAGUUCAGGCUGACCUUAAGCCAGCCACCUUGAGUUCAAGCCUGGAUGACCCCAAAGAUACCUGCCAGUCAGACAGAGAAAAGCCCAAUAAGCUUUUGGACCAGGACCCGCCGUGCUUAUCAGAAAGCCUUUUGCACCAAGAUUGCUUUGAUCCACUGAGUGUUCAGGAAUUGUCAGAAAACUUCUUAUUCCUUCAGGAGAAAAACCUACUGAAAAGCUCACUACCUAGCAAGGAGCAGGUGAACGAUCUUCAGACAGAACUUAAGAACGCAGGUUUUACCUCAACGCUGUUAGAUUCACCCCAGAGAGACUCUGUAAGUUCUGAACUUGAGUUUCCUGAAAACACACAAGGCUUUCCUUUGUCACAGGAAACUAUGAGCAAAGAGAAUGAAGGUACAGAUGUCAUGCUUCAGGGUGGUGUGUCACCACAGGCCUCCCCAGAAAUACAGGUUCCUGGAACCUCAGUCACAGAAGCAGCAUCUCCUAAUGGCCCCUCAGACUCAAUUCUGAGGCCAGGAGAAACCAAAUCCUUUAUAGAUGUCAGAGUCCCUGAGGGCUCGAUCUGCCUGCAUCUAAGCCCCGACUCUGUAACUGGCCCGGUUGAAAUUCCUGCUGCCAAUGCCAAAACCCUUGAUGGAGGUGACGGACCCCUAGACAUCAUUUGCCAAAGCAAGGAGGCCUUGAAUCUAACCAAAAGAGACCCUGCCCUUGUGAAUGAUACUCUUGCUGGUCAGGGUAGCGUGGGGAGUAGUGUUCCAGAAUCGAGACAGGAGUUACAAAGUCAGCCACUUUCAGAAGACCUUCUUAGUGGCAGCUUACUGGCAAAAACCUCGGAAACUGUGGAGACUUUAAAUCAGCUUAAUUAUAAGGCUGCCCCGAAAGAUUCGGCCUUGGCCUCUGCCCUCUCCUCAGACUCCACCAGUCAGGAUAGCCUCUUAGAGGACAGUUUGUCAACACCUAUCCCCACCUCAGAGCAGUCUGUAGAGACACCAGACUCCCUGGAUUCAGUGGAUGUCCAUGAAGCGUUACUAGAGUCCCUGGGCCCCCACACUCCUCAGAAACCCUUGCCCCCUGAUAAGCCUGCAGACAGCGGCUAUGAAACAGAGAACCUGGAGUCUCCCGAGUGGACCCUGCACCCUGCACCUGAGGGGACUGCUGACUCGGACGCAGGUGCAGCAGGUGACAGUGGCCAGAGCAGUUUGCCUCCCAACCCGGUCAUUGUCAUCUCAGAUGCAGGCGAUGGCCACAGGGGUGCCGAAGGUCCCCCUCAGAGCUUUACACUUGGCACCCAGAGUUCAUACCGAGACUCUGCGUACUUUUCAGACAAUGACUCAGAGCCAGAUAAGAAGCCCGAGGAGGUGGCAGGAGCAUCUGCCUCUGCCCUGGUGUUGGUAAAGGGCCAGUCCCCACCUGAGUCAGUUGUCCCAGAGGAGAGCUCUGAUGUCAGAGACAGCUGUCUGGAAGCCCCACAGAGCGAGCCAGAUCAAAGCCAGGUGUCUGCUUUGCAGAAUUCUUGUCACUCAGAACCACAAGAAACAUUGCAGCCCACACCAGCUGAUGCUUCCAGAGAGACAUACCCUGUGGAUGAUGAGACCAGCAGCCCCUUGAGUUUGUUGAAUUCAGAACUUAGUAGCUGUGAUGACCUGGAGACACAGGAAGAUCGCCCAUGCACCCUGGCCUCCACAGGCACCAACACCAAUGAGCUCCUUGCAUACACAAGUUCCACCCUGGAUAAAUCCUUGUCCAGCCACUUUGAAGGCCCCAAGCUGAAGGAGCCAGACAUUGAAGGGAAAUACCUGGGCAAACUGUGUGUGUCUGGGAUGCUGGAUCUCUCAGAGGAUGGGAUGGAUGCAGAUGAGGAAGAUGAGAACAGUGAUGACUCGGACGACGAUCUGCGGGCCUUCAACUUACACAGCCUUAGCUCUGAGUCGGAAGACGACACAGAGCACCCUGUGCCCAUUAUCGUCAGUAACGAUGAUGGGAAGCACUUGCGGAGUUUACUGAAACCCUCAGCUCCCGAGGCCAUUGAGCAGCUGCCGGAUGACUGGAAGAAGGAAAAGAAGGCAGUGACGUUUUUUGAUGAUGUCACCGUUUAUCUGUUUGACCAGGAAACCCCCACCAAGGAGCUGGGGCAUUGCGGAGGAGAAGCACAUGGCCCUGGGCCCAGCAGCCCAGCAGCAUCCUCAGGCUCACCCUACCUGGGCAGGGGCAUGAAUUCUGAAAGUUCCACGGACGAAGAAGGUGGAGGCUUUGAAUGGGAUGAUGACUUCUCCCCAGAUCCUUUCAUGUCAAAAACAACAAGCCUUCUGGGUUCCAAACCUUCUCUUCAAACCUCCAAAUACUUUUCUCCUCCCCCGCCGGCCAGGGGUUCAGAGCAGAGCUGGCCACACGUGUCCCCCUGCUCCAGGUUCUCCAUCUCUCCUGCUAACAUUGCCAGCUUCUCUCUCACACACCUCACGGACUCGGACAUUGAACAAGGAGGCAGCAGUGAAGACGGAGAAAAGGAUUAAAAGGCUGUGGACACACUCUCCCAGCCCAAGCAGCGUUCCUGCAUGUUCGCCUGAGCAACGGCACCGACUCCAUGGUGACUGGCACCAGACACUGAAAGGCUCAGGAGUGAUGUGGAGCCGGGCCACCACGCCAGGAAGCCAGCUCCCUCUGCAGCACUGGUCUGCUCUGCUCAUGCACUAGAAGUGCUCUUGUGCUGGGCAUCCUGUUGAGGUGGCCACACUGCUCUGGCACAUGAAGUGUUGGAGGACCUGAACACCUCAGGUCAUGGGUCUGUUUUCUGUGUGGGUGUCUUCCCCACCACAUCCGUGCCUCCAGUCUAGGCAUGGGUGCCACAGAGGGGUGCACCAAGGGAAUGGUCACAAGUGAGCCAUAUUGUUUUUAAGGAAAUCACUAAUUGCUCUCUGACUGCACUGUAGGUGAGUGUUCUGAGCUCCCAAUAUUGUACAGCAUCGUAAAUUAUCCAAGGAAAACAUGGCAGGUCAAGCUGGUGCUGUCCACUGGUUUGAUUCCCCCCCC